Drosophila albomicans is the source of this 3248-nucleotide messenger RNA. It is a transcript of the gene Wdr59, whose product is annotated as GATOR complex protein Wdr59. Bases 82 to 3087 code for a protein of 1001 amino acids. NCBI's taxonomy places the organism in Eukaryota, Metazoa, Arthropoda, Insecta, Diptera, Drosophilidae. Gene Ontology annotation, molecular function: protein binding. The transcript is spliced from 7 exons. The record is from RefSeq and is a predicted model, not a curated record.
AUGUAUGUCGCUGCCACGCUUCUUCAGCAACACGCCCAAAAUGUCAUCGCGAUCAUACACAUAAUAACAUAAAAUCACCAAAUGCCGCCAACAGAGACGCUGCGAGCUGGCAGCAGCAGCGGUGGGGAGCGUGGUGGAGGAACUGCAGGCGGCGUUGGCGGAGUUUCCGAGCAGACGUACAUCAUUAGGCAGAGCAACAAAUGCUACGAGCACCGCGAUUCACAGGCCACCGCCAUGUCCGUGGACUACUCGGGCCAAUGGGUCUUGUUGGCGGGUCGCGGUCAUUUGGCACUGCAGCGCUUGGGCCAAGAUGAUGGCACGCUGCGUCGCCACGAACGUCAGUCCAAGUACGAUGUGUCCGUGGCCGAGUUUGCCAUUUGCCCCAGCCGUCGAGAGUACUGCGCCAUAGCGACCAGUCAAAACAUUGACAUUGUGCGCUGGGGACCCGCUGAGCCCUACUAUGAGAACUCGCUGCGUGGUCACACGCGCACAGUGACGGACAUCGACUGGCAUGGCAAGAACCCCAACUUGUUGGUUAGCUGCUCCAUUGACACGUUUUCGCACAUCUGGGAUUUGCGCGAUCCUCGCAAGCCGGCGCUCUCCUUGAAUGCCGUCUGCAUGUCUGGUGCUACCCAAGUGGGUUUCAAUCGCGUCUCCGGCAACCUGCUCGCCGCUGCACACGAUGGUGACUUGCGCAUCUGGGACAUACGCAAGGGCAGCUGCCCAACGCACUACAUUACCGCGCAUCUGAAUCGUGUGCAUGGUAUCAACUGGAGUCACAUGCGCGAGACGUGCUUGGCCACCGCCAGUCAGGACGGCACUGUCAAGUACUUUGAUGUGUGCAAUCCGCGUCGUGCCGAAAAGAUCAUCACCACGUUGUCGCCCGUGUGGCGUGCCCGAUAUACACCCAUUGGCAACGGAUUGGUCAGCAUUGUGGUGCCGCACUUGGGUCGUGGCGAGAACAGCCUGCUGCUCUGGAGCAACAGCAAGCAAACGGAUCCGAUUUGCUCCUUUGUGGGUCACACUGAUGUCAUUCUGGACUUUGCCUGGCGUCCCAAUCGCGAGAACUUUAAUGAAAUUGAGCUGGUCACUUGGUCGCGAGAUCGCACGUUGCGUGUGUGGAAGAUCGAUGAGCAAAUGCUCAAGCUAUGCGAACCCUCAGCGGAUGAGGAUGAGGAGAGCGAGUCGACGCCACGAUACGAGCCAGAAUUGAGUGAAUUGCGCGCGUUAACACCACCAGAAUUCCUGCAUACGCUACAUCCACGUCCCAUGGCAGCGGCUUCGCUGCCCAUUGUGGCCACACUGGAUGCAGCCGGUGCUGCUGGGGGCAACGCACUUCCCAUGGCACGUUCGCCCAGCUUUGGCGGCGUCUAUACGCGACGCGAGGAGACGCACAUAGCGCGCUCGUUGACGGAUCAACCCACGUGUUCGCUGCAUCACGAGUUCUCGUUGCUGAACACGAAUAUGCCGAAUGUGGAUGUGGAUAUGCUGGAUGCCAUUAAGCGCUAUGCUUGCUUCAAGAUCUGUGCAGCCGAUCACACGGUCAUACUGCAGGUGACAUUCCCCACCUCGUAUCCCAGCCCCAAUGUGCCGCCCGAUUUUCAAUUGUGCCAGGGCACAACCCUAUCUAGCGAUGUCAGCGCCGUGCUGCUCAAGGUGUUGCGUUCGAAUGCGCUGCAACGGGUAAAGAAAUCCCGCAGCUGCCUCGAGCAAUGUUUGCGUGCUCUGGUCGCGGCCAUGAAGAAACGUGUGACGGCUGUGAGCGGCGUCGGCGUGGGAGCGGAUCGCAGCCAAUUGCUGCUGCAGUCACCACGUUUGGAGGGCGCAUUGUCCAGUGCUCUGCACGAUGCCUGCAUUCCAUUUCCACGCACCUCGGGCGUUCACUUCAAUGCCAUCGGCAUGCUGACCACUUUUGCCCAGGUGCUGAACACCAAACGCCUAACACUGCGUCAGCAUCAGGCCAUCACGCCGCGUACGUUGAGUGCCAUUAAUAGCAGCGGCCUGCUGGGCAACGCGAUGGCUACCACGCAACGAGAUGCGAAUGCUUCGUUCUAUCUGCAGGAGCGCAUGAUUGCCGGCAAGCCGGGCAAGCAGCGUGUGAUGCGUCAAAUGAAUGGCACCACGCCCGUUGUCCAUGUCUACGAUGCCAGCCAGCUGCUGCACAUUAAUCGCGAGAUGGCGCGCGAAUUUACGCUGGACAAGCGCAACAUUGCCGACACCUGUCGACGCAAUGGCGAGAUUUGUCGUGCCCACGGCCGGCUAGAUUUGUUGCCAAUCUGGUUGUUGGCCGAGCUCAUUGCAACGCCGCCAGCAACUGGCCAGCAGCUGGGGAUGAACUGUCCAAUGUUGUUUCACAAGGAUCCGUUUAAGAAAUCACUGCUGGAAUCGCUAAUCAUGCACUACGCAGGCGCUGGCGAUGUGCAGACAGCGGUACUCUUGGCCUGCCUCUUUGACAAGUGUCCGGCAGCGCCCAGCGAUCUGAAGGAUGUGCCCAGCUGCCGAUUGCCCAGUCAAUUGCAUGCCCAGCUCUCGCCUUAUCACACAGUGUUGCCAUUGGACUUUAAGUCGUCGACACAAUCACGCACUGCUGCCGGCAAUCUGCAGCAGCUGAAACAGCUGCGCAGCAAUUCGUGGUCGGAUUCACUGAAUUGCCUGAUGACAUUUGGACAAACGGAUGCCUAUGCUUGUUCGCUGAUUAAGCGUACACGCAUGCCGCUCUUUGAUCAGUUUAAACGCGUCUAUGCUGACAUACUCUUUGGCUGGCAGCUGCUCUCCAAGCGUGCUUUAGUUCUCAAACAUACGCUACACGCGCCUCCGCCUUCGCAGGGCGUUGAGUUUGUCACCGAGUGCUCCGGCUGUGCAAAGCCCAAACGAACGCCCAAAUGUGAGCCCUGCAAGCGGCCCGUGCUCUUCUGCACGCUCUGCUGCCUGCCCGUACGUGGAGCGGCCAAUGCGUGUCUCUCGUGCGGCCACGGCGGGCACAUGCAGCACAUGAUGCAGUGGUUCGAGAAACACAGUGUUUGUGCCGCGGGCUGUGGCUGUCGUUGCCUGCAGCGCACCUCGGAACUGCUCGCUUUGAUAAGCUGAUCACCACAUGGUGCUAUUAUUACACUGCUAGCUUUAAGUGUAGCUUUGGUAAACACUUUUUACGCUGUGCAAAUCAAAAUCCACCUACACAUAAUUGUUUUUGUUUUAGUCUCUAAGACCACAUUUUGUAUCGGCAAAUAUAUAGUCUACGUCUGUAAUUA